AUGGCAGCUCCCUCCACAACCACAAUUAAGAACCUCACCGGGCAGUGGCAGAUGGACGCAACCCUGUCCGACCCCACCGAUCCCAUCCUCUCUCUACAAGGCAUGAGCUGGUUCCUCCGCAAAGCUCUCCCCUACGCCACCGUCACCCUGCACGUGAAGGAGUACGCCGACGAGGCCAACCCGCAAGUCUACCAUAUCGAUGUUGACCAAGUGAUCACCGGCGGUAUCAACGGAACCCAAGAGCGGCGCCAGCUUGACUGGCAGCAGCGUGACCACACUGAUAACAUCUUCGGCACGCUUCACGGCCGUUCGCGAUUCAUCCGUGGUGUGAAGGGUGCCGACGGCAAGGUUCGCCCAGCCGUCGAGAUCCAGACUAAGGUCGGUGAUGCGGCGGCUGAUGAGAAGGUGGCGAAGUUCCUUCGCGGCGAGAUCCUUGCAGAUGGCUCGGCUUCAGAGGGAUUCCUCGUUGAGGACGAGGGUGCUGAGUUCGGCGAGGGCGAGGGACUCUAUGUGCAGAGCUGGGUUGUGAAUGAGGAGAGCGGCUGGACCGCUGAGCAGGUCUGGUCCAUCGUUUCUUGUGGGAUUUGGGGCUUUGAGUUGGUUAAUGGCACCCUUCGCCACCACUCUCGUCGCGUUGCUGUCACCAAGGGCAAUGGGCACGUCGAAUUGGCACGACUUGUUUACGUCUGGCAGAAGCCUACGCCCUCGGAGGGUCAUUGA
Penicillium maclennaniae is the source of this 720-nucleotide messenger RNA. RefSeq lists its product as uncharacterized. The transcript has 4 exons. The record is from RefSeq and is a predicted model, not a curated record. Bases 1 to 720 code for a protein of 239 amino acids. NCBI's taxonomy places the organism in Eukaryota, Fungi, Ascomycota, Eurotiomycetes, Eurotiales, Aspergillaceae.